AUGAGAGCAGUAUUACUUCUGCCUCUAUUUGGCGUUUUGUCUUGUGCAAAAAAUAUCAACGUGCGAGAUGAGAGGGAGUUAGAAUGGUGGGAGUCUACUAUUGUAUAUCAGAUUUACCCUAGGUCCUUUGCUGACAGCGAUGGUGAUGGAAUUGGAGACAUAAAAGGUAUUACAUCAAAGUUAGAACACGUUAAGGAGAUUGGCGCUGGCGCAGUAUGGCUUUCACCAAUAUUUCAGUCCCCCAUGUAUGAUUUCGGGUAUGAUAUUGCGGAUUUUUAUGCAAUUCACGAUGAGUUCGGGACCAUGGAAGACUUUGAGGAGCUCGUCGCUAAAGCAGGAGAGCUCGAUAUAAAAAUCCUGUUAGAUCUAGUACCUAAUCAUACAUCUAAUGAAAGCAUGUGGUUCCAAGAAGCACUGAAAGGCAAUGAAAAGUAUCUCAACUACUUUGUAUGGGAAGAUGGAGUUCUUGAUGAGAAUGGUGUCAUGCAACCUCCGAACAAUUGGCUAAGUCACUUCCGGGGAAGUGCAUGGGAAUUCAGAGAAGAGGUCGGGAAAUAUUACUUGCAUCAGUUCGUCGUGGGCCAACCAGACUUGAACUACCACAAUCCAGACGUUGUUGAAGAAAUGAAGAACAUAAUCCGGUUUUGGCUUAAUAAAGGCGUAGCAGGAUUUAGGGUAGACGCUGUAAACUGUUUAUUUGAAGUUGAUAAAGAACUUUUUGGAGGUAAAUAUCCUGACGAGCCACCAUCAGGGCGAACAGAUGUUGACUCUGGAUCCCAUGAUUCGUUACAACACAUAUACACAAAGGAUCAAAAUGAAACAUACUAUAUGGUUUACGAGUGGCGAGAUGUUUUUGAUGAAAUAUCUAAACAAGAUGGACUUCCAAGGCUUAUGAUGACAGAAGUAUAUGCAUCUAUCAAAGACGUCAUGAGGUACUUCGGUGAAGGGGAGAGGGAAGGUGCCCAAAUGCCCUUCAAUUUUGACUUAAUCACGGAUGUUGACGCUUCAUCAUCGGCCGCUGAUAUCAAGAGAGCGAUUGAAAAAUUUUUGACUUACAAGCCCGUCGAUAAAAACGGCAAUUGGGUUGUUGGCAAUCAUGACAAAAGCAGAAUGGCUACAAGAUAUGGAACAGCCUUGGUAGAUGGAAUAAACAUGUUAGUCUUGCUCCUACCUGGUGUUGCUGUUACAUAUAUGGGAGAAGAAAUCGGUUUAGUCGACGGGUACGUCAGCUGGGAGGAUACAGUAGAUCCGUCUGGGUGCAAUACAAAUGACCCUGUCAAUUACGUGAAAUAUUCUCGGGACCCAGAACGCACCCCAUUUCAAUGGAAUUCUGAUAAAAAUGCAGGAUUCUCUACGGCUGACAAAACUUGGUUACCAGUAGCUGAAGGCUAUACAAAAUUAAACGUUGAAGCACAGAAGACAUCAGCGCGAUCCAAUUUGAAAGUUUACCAAGCUCUGGCGAAUCUAAGACAAGAAAAAGUAUUUAGAUACGGACGAUAUGAGUCUAUAGCUCUUAAUACCGAUGUCUUUGCAUUUAAAAGGUGGUAUAACGGAGAGACUUACUUGGUCGUUGUGAACAUGAGAGACUCUGAACAAGAGGUCGACUUAACCUACUUUGAGAAUGUUAUUGGUAAAGCCGCUGUCGUUUUGAGAAGCGUUCAAUCUCCUAAAAACGAGGGAGACGUUUUUGACGUGGCUUCUCUACCGGUAGCAGCUUUUGAAGGAAUUGUAUUGAAGCUUUAG
Messenger RNA from Leptosia nina, 1743 nucleotides. NCBI's taxonomy places the organism in Eukaryota, Metazoa, Arthropoda, Insecta, Lepidoptera, Pieridae. The record is from the annotation of a GenBank genome assembly.